CAGGCUGCGUGAGACGGGCGGAGCACAGGGGAUGCGGGGAUGCACUGCAGCGGAGCGGAUCAUCUCGGGGCCCGGACUGUCAAACCUGAGCGUAUGGUCUAUUCUCUCAAUUACAAUCAUCUUCAAGGGUUUAUCUAUCUCUUCGUCAUUGUUUACCAGCACUCGUCUGGCUGGUGGUCAAACAUUUUCAACAAGAUUUUCUCCUUGCAGGUUGAUUGCGCCACUAGCGUAAGGUUUCCUCCUCCUGCCUCCUCUCCUUUCCUUGGUGCUGAUUGACAUUCCUGCAGAUCAAAGAUCGCUUUAAUUUGCUGUUAUGGUAACUCGCAGCUGUGGCAGUUGAGUUGGCGUGCUGUGGGGAAGGAAGGAACCCGGAGUGAAAAGAUAAUGGCCACAGAGCAAUGGGAUCGGUAGUUUACCGCAGCCAUGGCCAGAUCAACAAACAGAAGCGCCAAGGAUGGAGAUUCAAGGGUGUGCGCUCCCACGGACCGAGCAGAGGCUCGGGACCUGAGCGACCCCAGGGAACUGUCUCUUGAAGAAGUGUUGAAAUCCUACGAGCAGCCCAUUAACGAGGAGCAGGCUUGGGCUGUGUGUUAUCAAUGCUGCAGCGGGCUGAGGAUGCCGCGCCCGGCCACUGUGACAGGUGGAGUUUCCCGGGUGAAGGACCCGUCCUCUAUACUCUUACUCAGAGAUGGGAUGGUUUCCCUACAACAACAGCCCUGCAACAACCAUGACACAGACGGACCUCCCCUCCCACCUAUCGCAGAGCGCCAGCUGGUCCAGUCUCUGGGCGUGGCCAUCUACCAGGCCCUGGACUGGGGUCUGGAUGACAGUGAGGAGCGGGAGCUGAGUCCUCAGCUGGAGCGGCUCAUUGAGCGCAUGGCAGGGGGAGAUCACAGCAUGGGGGCUGACUGUGGUGGUGGCAACGGAAUUACAGAUGAGGGCUACAGUGGUCAGGAGGAGGAGGAAGAGGAGGGAGAAGAGGGGUCUAUGAGGCCAGUGGGUACAUUACGCCAGGUGAUGACACUUUGCGCUUCCAGACUGGCCAACCCUGCACUUGCCCCUGAGCACUACCAGGCCGUGUGCCGAGCCUUGUUUGUUGAGACUCUGGAGCUACAAACUUUCCUGACCAAAAUCCGAGAUACCAAGAAGAUGUUGAAGAAGAUCAAGACAGAGGAUCCUCAGGAAGAUAGAGCUGAGAUUGAUGCACUUAAACACACAGACUGGACUCGUCUCUGGGUCCAGUUGAUGAAGGAGCUGAGACAGGGGGUGAAGCUGAAGAAGGUGCAGGACCAGGAGUUUGACCCACUGCCCACUGAGUUCAGCCUCACACCCUUUGAGAUGCUCAUGCAGGACAUCCGCACCCGCAAGUUCCAGCUGCGGAAAGUUAUGGUGGAUGGUGACAUCCCUACGCGGGUGAAGAGAAAUGCCCAUGAGCUUAUUUUGGACUUCAUCAGGUCUCGCCCUCCACUCAAACCAGCGUCAGAGCGAAGCCUGCCCCCCCCUCCUCAGGAGAAGCAGUCCCUCCAUGAACGUGUCUUGGCUGAAAUCAAACAAGAGCGCAAACUGAAACCUGUGGACCCACCCAGCUCCAAAAGAUCGUUUGGCUCCCUGCCCUGUCUGGCACACACUUGCCCGUGUGAUUUCAAAUCUACUUCCUGCAUUGACCUGUCAGGCUCAGAGCCAGGGUCCCGCCCCCCUUCUCGUCUUCGUGUUCUGCUCAAAGCCCCUACUCUUCAAGAGAUGGAGGAGAUGAACAUGUUGGAGGAUGAGGAGUCUCCAGACAGUGGGGAGCUCUGCCGUGCUGAGAGUUUUCCCACAUCUAUGAAACGGGACCGCUCCUUCUCAGAACACGACCUGGCUGAGCUCAGGGGGGAGAUGCUCCCCUCACUGUCCGACUGCACCCAUCUGGAAGGGGCCGUGAUGCGGAGGAGUGAGAGACCAUGGUUACACGUGCUCUCAGGGGCUGGGCCACCCUCCACGCACAGAGCCUCUCUUCCUGUGCCAGGCUGGGUGCCACCCUCCCCUGCCCGUCUCUCUCUCAGCUCAGUGAAUGAGACCACAGAGGGAGCUGAGACCGGCUCCAGUUCUCGGAAUGGCAAUAAACACCAGUGGAUGGAGGAAUUCAGUCACCCAGUGGAGAGUCUUGCCUUAACAGUGGAUGAGGUCAUCAAUGUGCGUCGUGUGCUGGUGAAAGCAGAGAUGGAGAAGUACCUACAGAACAAGGAACUGUAUUACAAUCUGAGGAGAGGCAAGGUGUGCUGUUGCUGCAGAAUUAAGUUCCCCCUCUUUUCCUGGCCAUCCACCUGCCUGCUCUGUAAAAGGUCUGUCUGUGGAUUCUGCAGUGCAAAGAUGAAGAUUCCUUCCAAGAAGAUGGCCCACAUCCCAGUCUACACUGUGGGCUUUCACAGCAGCCCAAAGAGCCAUGGUCGCAAGAGUGAGGUCUACAAAUCUCUGUGUACUCUCUCCCGCCGGUCUGUGGAGGAGGAGUUCCCCCACCUGUACACCAGUGGCUGCAGCCUGCGGGAUGUUUGUGCGGACUGCACCAAGUUUGUGGCUGAUGUCAUCUCGUCCAGCCGCCGGAGCCUGGACAUCCUCAACAACACUCCCAAGAGGGAGAGUGCUAUGCCCAAACCACAACCCCAGCCUCACACAUCACCACAGCCACCCACCUUGAAGAGAAAAGACAAGUGAAUAAAUUGACUGUUGGUUUACCCCGCUUCCUUAGCAGGGUUGCCCCUGUGCUGCACUACUAACCCACUCAAAACACCCCACCAUUCCCCCAGCCUGCAAGUACCCCCUCCCACUGCUGAAGUGCUUGUUAAGGGUUGUUUCUCUGCCUCCUCUGUAGAGGGGUUCAUAGGACGUGGCCUAGGGACAACAUAUAAGUCUGCCUUAUCACACAUAUAUUGACUUCACUCCCUGGUCUAAUGCACAAGCAGAGAGGAAAGGCAAAAUACGAGGGAGGAGGAAAGAGGUGAGAGAGUAAUUGAUGAGGAUGCUCGGAAAGAGGAGAUAUAUUUACUGUAGGAGCCAAGAGUUUAAGGUGUAGGGUAAAUAUUUAGCUCCCUAGUUGCCUUGUUUUAGUUAUGAAUGUAAUAUACUCUUUUAACACCAAAAGAACACAUCUUACAUUGACACACCUUCUCAGAACACUGGAUUUUUUUCUGGAAUGUUAAAAUGACACUAUGGCAGGCUGAAUAGCAGAUAUAUUUAUUUCACUAUAAGUAUUUUUUUAGUUUAGAAUGUGCUUGGAUUAUCUGUGGUCCAACUUGAUGAUGCAUGGUGGCACCGUCUGUCCGACUGUCUGAAUGUAAUUGGGUCCUAGAGGGGUGAAAAUGGUCCUGGAAGGGACCUGUCCCAUUGGCACCAAACUGGACUGGACUCCCAGCCUCCUAUCUCUGCUGCUUUAGAAUGACAUUAAGCCCCCUCUCUCACCCUCGAUGGUCCUGUGCGAUCUGCUCAAAUUUUCGAAACACCCAGUAAACCUCAACUGCAAUAAAUCUAAUGUAAAAAGGAA
Salmo salar (Atlantic salmon) is the source of this 3517-nucleotide messenger RNA. RefSeq names its product protein spire homolog 2. Gene Ontology annotation, biological process: establishment of meiotic spindle localization; Golgi vesicle transport; cleavage furrow formation. NCBI's taxonomy places the organism in Eukaryota, Metazoa, Chordata, Actinopteri, Salmoniformes, Salmonidae. Gene Ontology annotation, molecular function: microtubule binding; actin binding. The record is from RefSeq and is a predicted model, not a curated record. Gene Ontology annotation, cellular component: cell cortex; cytoplasmic vesicle membrane.